This is a messenger RNA of Ctenocephalides felis (cat flea), 2412 nucleotides long. Its product is annotated as zinc finger protein 345-like. Gene Ontology annotation, molecular function: DNA-binding transcription factor activity, RNA polymerase II-specific; RNA polymerase II transcription regulatory region sequence-specific DNA binding. The transcript is spliced from 4 exons. The record is from RefSeq and is a predicted model, not a curated record. Bases 196 to 2307 code for a protein of 703 amino acids. Gene Ontology annotation, cellular component: nucleus. NCBI's taxonomy places the organism in Eukaryota, Metazoa, Arthropoda, Insecta, Siphonaptera, Pulicidae. Gene Ontology annotation, biological process: regulation of transcription by RNA polymerase II.
AACUGAUUUAGCUGAAAAUUGGCAGGAAGGUAGUUUAGAGGCAAGAAAAGGACAUUGGAUACUUUUCAUUCCGUUCGGCUUGGAAUAACGCAACGCAAAUGACAGCUAUGUAAUUGAUUAUAAUGACAGCUUUGUAAUGAUGUAUGGAUGACAAUUUGAUAUUUGUAAGUUUUGUGAAGUGCAGUUGAAUUAAAAAUGCCGCGACCAAGACGAUCGAAUCUUUCCCGACAAAGUCGUAAUGCAAGAAGAAUGCGAAGAAUUGCAAAUAAAAGGACUGAAGAAGAAAAAGAAAUUAAACGUAAACAGAACCGGGAUCGUAUGGCUCGACUUCGUGCUUCUCAAUCACUAGAGCAAAGAGAAGAAGCCCGUGAAGCAGCUCAGUUGACAAUGCAGAAUCGUCGAACGAACAAGAGACACAGAGGUCAACAAGUUGAUAAUUUGCAACACAGAACAAGGUAUUUAUCAAGUGCUGAUUUGAAUCGAGCAGCCUUUCAAUACGAUUGCAGAAAUGAUUGCAGUUUGCAUCCUAGCGUUUGCAUUGGGGAAAUGGACAUACUUUGCCAUCAUUGUGGUGUAUUAAGUUUGUGUGCAAGAACCAACAAAAUGUCUGAAGGAGCAAACUCAAACCCAACAAUUAAAAUAGAACCUAUUGAAUAUCCUCAAGUUAAACAAGAAUUUGAAGAUUAUGAUAUAUCAGAAGAAUGUCCGGAAAACGAAGAAUUACCUCUACAGCAAUUUUUAAAAUCUGAGUUUAUGUGCGAGAACCAACAAAAGGCGAAGAUGUCUGAAAGAACAAACUCAAACCCAACAAUUAAAAUUGAACCAAUCGAAUAUCCUCAAGUUAAACAAGAAUUUGAUUAUUGUCCACAAGUCAAACAAGAAUUGGAUUAUUAUGAUAUAUCAGAAGAAUGUCUGGAAAACGAAGAAAUAUCUCUUCAGCGAUUUUUAAAAUCAGAGGUAACUAUUGAUGAAGAAAUAAAACAAGAAGCAAUUGAAAACCACGAUGAAAAACCUUAUAUAUGUAAUGAAGAAAUCGGUUUUACAAGUAAUUUAGUAAAUAAUAUGAGCGAAUCAUCUGAAACAGUUUCAGGAAAACUUGAAACAACCGAUAUCUUGAAACCCCAUAAUGUAUACAUAAGAGAAAAAUUUUUAAACCAAGAUAAAAUGAUUCACUUUCUAGAAAGUCCUCAUAAGUGCGAAAUAUGCAAUAAGAGAUUUACAAAGUUAUGGAGAUUAGAAAAACAUAUAUCAACUCACACUGAACCAGGUUCUUAUAGUUGUGAAAUAUGUAAUAGAACAUUUAAAACAACACAAAAAUUAAACCGGCAUACAAAGGCUCACACCGGAGAACGUCCUUAUGAGUGCGAAAUAUGCAAUAAGAGAUUUACACAGUCAUCAAAUUUAAACAAACAUUUAUCAACUCAUACUGGAGAACUUCCUUACAAAUGUGAGACAUGCAAUAAAACAUUCAAAUUAAAACAAGGAUUAAUCCGUCAUAAGAUAUUCCAUUCCAGAGAACGCCCUCAUAAUUGUGAGACAUGCAACAAAACAUUUAAAACAGAACAAGCAUUGAAUCAGCAUGCAACAAUUCAUGGCGGAGAAUGCAAUAAAAGAUUUUCAAGGUUAGGUAAUUUAGAAUAUCAUUUAUUACUGCAUACUAAAGAAUGCCCUUUUAGAUGUGAGGCAUGCGGCAAGAUAUUGGCAUCAAAUUAUAGAUUAAAACAACAUAGAAGAAUUCAUACCGGAGAACGUCCUUACAGUUGUAAAAUAUGCAAUAAAACAUUUAUUACAAUAGAAGCUUUGAACUACCAUGAAAUAAUCCGUACUGGAGAAGGUCCUUAUAAUUGUAAGACAUGCAACAAAAUAUUUAAAAGCAAACAAUGCUUAAAAUAUCACGAAAUGCUACAUAUUGGAAAAUGUACUUAUAUGUGCGAUACAUGCAAUAAAAUAUUUGUAACAAAACAUCAAUUAAACCAACAUAAAGUGAUUCACACUGGAGAACGUCCAUAUAAAUGUGGAAUAUGCAAUAAAACAUUUAAUGGAAAGGAUUCAUUAAAGUGGCAUGAAAGAAAUCAUACUAAAGAACGUUCUUAUAAUUGUGAAAUAUGCAAUGAAACAUUUAGAACAAUGCAAGAAUUAAGUCAACAUGAAGUGAUUCAUUCUGGAGAAAGUUAUUAUAAUUGUGAGAUAUGCAACGAAACAUUUAUAACAAAACUAGCAUUAGACCUGCAUAAAAAAUUUUACCCUGAAGAACGCCUUAUGAAGGUGAAAGAUUUAAUAAAUAUUUUGCACAACUACUGUUCAUGAGAAUAGCUUAUAAAAACAAAAAGAAGUUCACUCCCUUAUAAAUGUGGAAUAUAUAAUGAAGGAUUUAUAGAAUCAAAUGAUUUAAAACAUUUGUUUGUGAGAAUU